AUGGCUGAUCCGUCUCCUCGCACAACAGACACAUCACACGUUCCCUGUAAAUUCUUCCGACAAGGCGCCUGUCAAGCUGGCAAUGCUUGUCCCUUUAGCCACGAUCUCGGUGCCGCAGCCGAGAAUAUUUGCAAGUACUUUGCCAAGGGCAAUUGCAAAUUCGGUCCGAAAUGCGCAAACAUCCACGUUCUACCCGACGGUCGACGCAUCAACUACGGCAAGAACGGCGUCACCAUCGGCACCUCUCCGAUAGCCCUGGGUGGACGAAUCAACCCGACUUCCGCUGCCAACUACCACCCGACAAGUGCCCUGACAUCCGGCCUCUACCGAGAAGGCGUCCCUCCCUACACCUCGGCAUACCCGUACGGUGAUGAGAGACAGCACCAGUUGGGCGGCCAGCCAGGUCUCGACAAUGGCUUGCCCACCAUCGAUACGACCUAUUCUCACCCCGGCUCAAACUACGGCUCACCCCGUGACGACGACGCAUCCAGGUUCGGCCUCGGCUUGUCUCCUGUCAACGCUAACGGCCUUUCCGUGCUUGAUGCGCCGCUACCCGCCUCUUUCGAUUCCCAGGGCAUGUCCAACGCCGCCCGCUUCCCCGCCGCUCCGUGGCCCUCGUCUGUGCCCUCCAAGUUCGGCAUCGAAUCUCCUACGCCCUCCUUGAGCAACGCCAAAGAUUCGCGAACCUCGGAGACUCUGAAAAUGCUCCACACAUCUGCCUUUGGUGGCAGCGAGUACCUCGCAGCGGCCAACGUGACCGCUUCCAGCAGCCCUCCCAGCCAACCCGAAGAGUACUUCGGCAAGCGCACCAUGCACUCGAGCCGAUACGCGAAGCCCAAGAUGAUGAGCUCGAGCAUGCCCAAGACGACCGCUGUUGACCAUGACUGGGAGGCCGACUUCGGAUUUUUGGAGGAGGAUUGCGUGCCGCAUAACUUGCAGGACCUCCUGACGCCAACCGAGAAGGCCCGCCGUGGCUCCUUGCGCACUGUCGAUGGCGAGCCGGGCAGCGAGAACGCAACCAAGUUCGGCAGCCCUAUCGGCGGCGCGAGCCCGAGCAGAUGGGGCCCGCUAUUCCAGCGCCAGAAGGAGGAGGAACUCGGCACCCACAAACAUGGGCCUUCGGCCUUUGGUCACGUCGGAAGUCCCCUCCGGAACUCGGUGCUCUCCAACGAAAUGGGCCACAGCAGCGCCAUGGCGCGACCCAUCGGAUCCCGUGCUGGCAGUGAGCCCAUGUCGGCCUUGACUCAGCAACUCCAGCGAACGCGCCUGGGCGACGACGGGAGCAGCAGCCCACACCUGCAUCCCCUGACAGCCGCCGGCCGCGCUCCGAGCAACGGUGGCGCUGGGCCCAUCGGCAAGGACCGGGACCGCGUGAUGGAGCGUCACGUAUCGAGCGGGUCCAUCAGCUCGUCGGUUACCGGACGAUACACGACCCCGAUCGACGAGGAGGAUCCCGCCUUUGUGUUCAACAUGGAGGACGAGGAAGAUCAGUCCGCUGCACGUACCCGUAAGCGCGGGUCGGCCGGCUUUGGCAUCGGGGGCGGAUGGAGCUACGCGAACGCCCUUUCCAACAAGGGCGCUGCAUCUGGAUCUGGCCUGGCCAAGGAGCAACGGGAGCCAUCUGUCAGCGUCGAGACCGUAGGCGGGCGCUGA
This is a messenger RNA of Colletotrichum higginsianum IMI 349063, 1653 nucleotides long. Its product is annotated as Spindle poison sensitivity protein. Gene Ontology annotation, molecular function: metal ion binding; ubiquitin protein ligase activity. Lineage: Eukaryota; Fungi; Ascomycota; Sordariomycetes; Glomerellales; Glomerellaceae. Bases 1 to 1653 code for a protein of 550 amino acids. The transcript has 2 exons. The record is from RefSeq and is a predicted model, not a curated record. Gene Ontology annotation, biological process: protein polyubiquitination.